Molecule: messenger RNA, 3193 nt
Organism: Seriola aureovittata
Lineage: Eukaryota; Metazoa; Chordata; Actinopteri; Carangiformes; Carangidae
Exons: 5
Coding region: 301-1044 (247 amino acids)
Source: RefSeq, a predicted model, not a curated record
UAUUUGCUCUUUCUGCAUCAUGUGAUUGACAACCUCUUCAGCUGAGUUCCUCAGUCUGCACCACAUGUCCAUGAACCUCUCUGAAGUCUUCCGUUACAGGAGGUGCUUAUGAGGCUGUAGGUAGAUAUAUCGGUGUUUGUGCAAGUUCCUGUCUACAGUUUCCUCCUGUCAGGCACACAAAGUGCUACUUGGCUAGAAAGAUAAAACUAGAGGACCCAACACACCGAGGCAGCUCAUAUAAAUCAACAAGAUCAAAGACUCAAGGGCCAUCUCACCAGGCCUGCAAGCAAUUCUUUCACCAUGGUUGACAAUAUUGUCACUAAGGCUGUCGGGUUAGUUUUGAUCACCACAGCUCACAUGAUUUCCAACGGCUCCAGCCAAGCAGGGGUCACCGGGACCCUCGGCAGCAACAUCACCCUUCAAUUUCGAUUCAAUGACACUGUCCUUCAUCGUAACAGUCACUUUGCAGUUUAUGUAAAAGGCGAGAGAAAGAUUUAUGAGCGUAAAAAGGCCAAAGCUUGCCCAGGAGGAUGUUUUCUUAACAUUGACCUUAACAAUGCCUCUGUUGAGUACCACAUUACAAAUCUAAGAUUAAAUCACAGUGAUCUUUACUGGGUCAGUUUGUUCGACUCAGUACCUCCCAUUGACAGUAAUAAGGUGCAGCUGAUCGUCAAAGAGGAGAACAGAAGCAGCACAGUUCCUCCGUUGCCGACUAACAUCACAAUAAUCGAAGACAGUGGAAGUUCCAGUUUCUUUUCCUUUCACAACGUCAUUGUCCUUGUGGUUUUACCUGUAGUGCUGCUGGCUGCAGCACUUCCCUUGUUGAUCUGGUGUCUCGUGAUUACCAAAGAACAACAACAACCACAGCAACAAAACUCUAAUCCCACAGUACAGGAAACAAGUUUGGAAUCCAACAGGGUACCUCCACCCUCACUGGUUUACAGCAUCCUGGACUUUCCUAAAAGACCUUCUCCAAUUUUGGGGAUUAAUCCAAAUGACACAGAAUACGCAGCCGUCAACUAUCUCCCAGAAAACAGAGUGUGACACACAGCUGAAUGUAAACCGACUAAUCUGUCUUGGUUUGAGUAAAGGUUUUCCAGAUGACUUAUAUACUGACUAUAUAAACUAAAAAUAUAUUUCUCGGAGGUGAUGAAUGCCGUUUUUGUAAUAGAGUCAUGAACCCUCCAGGAUGUGAGCUUCCUGCAAUAAAUUACAAACAAUGCAGUUUUGACUUGAUGGGUCAUAAUUAUGUAGGUCUCGCUUUGUUUUUGGUGGUCGCAAGAUUGAAUGUUGACAGUUGCCAGUGGCAAACCACAAGCCACCAUAUAAACUGUUGCAGUAACAAACCAACUUUGCUUUAUUUGUUUCAGGGGAAUUUUGUAAUUGUUAACAAAUGCCCUAAAGACACUGAAAGCACCAAUGAACUGAUCUUACUAACAUCCUACUAACAAAUGUCCCACGUAACUAAAGUCUAUAGAGCCUCCACUGUAAUCUGGUCAAACAGAUUAAAUUUCGUGUUCCUGGGGAAAUAUUCUGAGAAUGUUUUUUGUUGAUGAUAACAAAAACGUUGAAAACUGCCAACCUUAUCUUUUAAAGUAGCUAUUUGUAAGUUUUGCCAUUGCUACAUAGCAGCUGUUUACUUGCCAGUCUUGCUAAGAGCUUCAACCAUUGAUGCAUUUACAAUACAGGAGGUUAUAAUGUGCCGUCUGAGUGGCGGUACUUCUUCAGGGCAGCCUGGAUGCUACAAUGACUUCUAAUUGGAAGUUGAUGACAGGUGCCGGCAGGGCAGGAGCUAUCUGGUUAGCUUGCUUGCUGACUAGCUUGAUAAUUUAAGUAGAAGAAAAUAAGUGAUAGUAAUAGAAGCAAAACAAGGAGGUUGCUUUCCAAUGCUAGAGACAGCUCUUGGUGAGUACAGGAUUGAAGUAUGAUGCUGAACUUACAAUAUUUCUUCUAGACUGGUAAGUGAACAGCUGGUAAUGCUAACGUUGGCUAUGUAUCAAUAACAAAACUUAGCAAUAGCUCCUUUAAGUCACAUUACAGUACCCAUAGAUAAUACUGUCACCAUGUGUGUAACUACACUUCUAAGGCUGUGGAGGGAAAAAUCAGUCAGUUUUUGCCUCAACCUUCUUCCUGAGAUUAAAUUUGGACCCAAGUGUUUAACUUCACAGUAGUGACAUAUCUGAAGUGAUUUGAUUGUUGUUUUUUGUUUUGUUUUUUUUAAGAGAGGAAGUGUGAUAUCUUUAGUAUUUUGCAUAUCCUCUGUCAAUAUUUCGUUUUUUUGUCAUUCCAUUCAUCACAGUUUUGAACUUUUGACUCAUCAACCUUCCUCUGUUUAUGGCUUUUAAAAUAAACAAAGCCAAGAAUAACCAGUGAAAUGAAACAGGGACAUGGUGAAAUCUUAUUUGUAGAUAAAGAUCUGUUACCAGCUCAACAGUACUGUAUCAAAGAAUACAGAUGUGAUCUUUCCAUCUACUGACAGUUUUUUCACACUCAGUAUUACACAUACAACAUCUGACACUAUCUCACUACCAUUUUCCAUUGCAUGGCAUCUGAAGUUCUCUUUUAACUGAGUGAUGUUUUAAUAGAUUUGUCAGACAAAUUAUUGAUUUAGUUCUCAUACCAUGUAUUUUUAUGUGUUACAAAUGUAUUAUGUAGAAUAAAACUCACCCAACAUAUGUACAUGAUAGUGACAGGCAUCUCGCAUGUUGGUUGUUACUCAGGAAGGAAAAUAACUGACUAAGCCAGUAAAUAAUGACAGUGGUGUUAAGAUCGAUGGUCACAUGGCAUGCAACCAAACACAGACUGAAGGUUCAUCUCUGUUCUGAAAACCUUGGUGGUGAAAUAGCAAAAGUAAAUUUUGAAAGCUACAAAGUUUAUUGUCCCAACAGGUGUUAUUAUUUCACAUAUUACUGAACAGUUUCUUCCUGAAAAGCACACAGUAUUUAGUGAGUGAAUGUCAAAAUAAGAAACUUUUGUGUGUGUAAAUAAUGUUGUGUUCAUAAUUGUCGGUUCUAUGAGUCUCAUGUACUGUAAGUAACAGCAGAGCAUGUUCGAGGCACUAUAUGAAAUGAGAUCAAAUGCAAUGUGCAUGGUUCACAUUGUGUUUUAGUUGUAAAAAAAAAAAAGAAGUAUUCUUGUACUUGUUAAGCUUGUGCCCUGAAUAAAAUAGCUGCUGAUUCCACUUUGUACACUA